Messenger RNA from Oreochromis niloticus (Nile tilapia), 4384 nucleotides. Its product is annotated as integrin alpha-M. NCBI's taxonomy places the organism in Eukaryota, Metazoa, Chordata, Actinopteri, Cichliformes, Cichlidae. The coding region runs from base 16 to 3579 and encodes 1187 amino acids. The record is from RefSeq and is a predicted model, not a curated record. Gene Ontology annotation, biological process: cell-matrix adhesion; cell adhesion mediated by integrin; integrin-mediated signaling pathway. Gene Ontology annotation, molecular function: integrin binding. Gene Ontology annotation, cellular component: integrin complex; external side of plasma membrane. The transcript is spliced from 31 exons.
GUAAUUGGUCUACAAAUGCGCACUCCGGAGCGUGCGGCCCGAGACAGAGCUACUCCUCUCACACUAUCAGCAGAAGCAAGUUCACACUCAUCUGUCUUUUUCCUUGGGAUUAAAACAAUGGACUGGAUAAUCAUUGCUACCUUAUUCUUGUCAGUGUUAAAUGCUGCACUUUGUUUCAAUAUUGAUCCUGUGGCUUGGAAGACCCUGAGUAACUCUGCUGCUGGUUUUGGCUACCAGGUGGUGCAAAGACAAUCAGAUUUGCUCAUCAGUGCUCCACUGGAACAGUAUUCACAAAAUGGAAGGGGAGAAAUAUUUAGGUGCAGCACCUCUGCCCAAAACUGCCAAAAUAUACAAUUGCAAGCACCAGGUUUUGCAGUCAACAUGUCUCUUGGUUUGACAAUGAAAAGUGAUCCUACAGCACAAAACACUGUGGUGUGUGGUCCAACCAUUCCAAAGGACUGCAAAAGUAUCACCAUGUACAAUGGUGUGUGCUUUCAGAUAGACCCUUCUAAUACAUUUGGACCACCUGUACCUUCUUCCCUUGAAGUGUGCCCGGCGCAAGUAGACAUUGCCUUUCUGUUGGAUGGUUCAGGAAGUGUAUCUCAAGGAGACUUUCGGAGAAUGAAGAUGUUUGUGAAAGAUCUAAUCCAGUCAUUUCUCUCAAUUGAUGCACAGUUUUCUGUUUCCCAGUUCUCACUUUUACCGCAGGUUCAUUUUUAUUUUAAGAAAUUUUCCUCAUCUGGAUCAAUUGAGACUGACAUUGAUGGAAUAUCUCAGCAGAGGGGAGCCGCUUACACAGCUAAGGCCAUCAGACAUCUUGUGGAAAAUGUUUUCACAUCACACGGAAGGUCCAGACCGAAUGUGAAGAAGGUCUUGAUAGUAAUUACUGAUGGAGAAUCUCAGGAUCGGACUGAUCUGGGAGGUGCAGCACAGCUAGCAGAGAGUAAAAACAUUGUUCGAUUUGCUAUUGGUGUGGGAAACGCAUUUACUCAGCACGCAGCAAAACGAGAACUGGACACCAUUGCAUCGUCUCCCUCAGACAAACAUGUGUUUCAAGUGAAGAAUUUCAAUGCAAUUGAAAUAAUAAGACUGAAUCUGCAGGAAAAAAUUUUUUCAGUUGAAGGAUCUCAAACCAGUGGAGAGUCACUGAAAAUGGAAAUGUCUCAAGAGGGAUUCAGUGCAGUUUAUGUGCCUGAGGGAAUUCAGAUGUCUAUUGUUGGUGCAAACCAGUGGAAGGGAGGCUACGUGCAAUACACAACAGGAGGCCAGAAGCUGAAAACAUAUGAGGACAUGUCUUUGGAGCCUGACAGUUAUCUUGGUUACUCCAUGGCAACUGCUAAAACCCAAACUGGUUCACUGACAAUUGUUGGUGCUCCAAGAUAUAAACACAGAGGAGUUGUGGUCGCUAUUAACAGACAAAGCUUUGAAAACCAAAAGAUUGAGCCCCUUUCAUCACAGUAUCAGACUGGUGAAUAUUUCGGGGCAGAGGUGUGUACCGUGGACAUAAAUAAUGAUGACAUCACUGAUCUAAUCUUCAUAUCAGCCCCAAUGUACAUGGAGCCUGAUAGAGAGGGAAGAGUUUAUGUUUGCAGAUUAACUGAUUUGUUUGUGGAGUGUAAUUUUGAUGAUCCAUUAGUACUAAGAGGACAUGCAGCUGUCAAAGGAAGGUUCGGCUCUUCUCUUGCUGUACUGCCUGAUCUAAACUCAGAUGGAUUCAGGGAUUUGGCAGUUGGAGCACCUUUGGAGAAUAAUGGUGAAGGCAGCAUCUACAUAUUCCACAGUGAAGGAGGAGGAAGGAUCAGUCCUACUUACUCACAGAGAAUUACUGGCUCUGAGGUCCAGUCAGGACUGAAGUUCUUCGGUCUAUCGAUCAGUCAGUCGUCUUUUGACCAGAGUGGUGAUAAACUUCCUGACUUAGCGGUGGGUUCAAAGGGCACAGUUGUUUUACUGAGAUCAAGACCCAUAGUAAUGGUGAAAGCUGAGGUGUCAUUCAGCCCAGUCCAAAUCCCUACACAGAAUGUAGACUGCUCAAAACCAUUGGAGAACACAGCUAACAUCUGCUUUACUAUGAGUUCAAUAUCUACAGUCAACACAGAGUUUGAUGCUCAAGCAAGCAUUCAUUAUACUUUAACACUGGAUGCCACUCGCAAACCUCCAAACAACCGAGCUUAUGUCAGUGGGAAACAACGAGAGGAGUCCGGCUCAGUUACAGUUGAAUCAACUGGCAAACUGUGCUCAACCGUCACAUUCUUCAUUGAGGCCUGUCCAGAGGAUGCACUCAAUGCACUUUCCAAUGAGCUGAAAUUUACAUUUGAUGGUUUACCCUCAACCACACAACUCAGACCAAGUCUCGCCCCACAGGCUCAAACAACAACCAUUUAUCCUUUAGAGUUUGAGAUCAACUGUGGCUCUGACAACAAAUGUGUUGACCACCUGAAAGUGGAUUUCAACUUUACCAGCUUCAUACUCUACAGAUCCUCAGAGGUUAAAGUGGGCAUUGAUGAGCUUUUGAAUGUCACAGUCACAGUGGAGAACAGAGGAGAAAACUCCUACAACAGUCAUGUUAUUCUCACGUACCCAGCUGGACUCUCCUACAGAAAGUUCACGAGUUGGCAGGGAAGAAUUGAAUGCAACUCUUUGGACAGUGAAGAUGGUUUAUCACGAGGAAGGACGGAUUGCACUAUUGACAAGCCAAUUUUCAAGAGCAAAACUAAGGCUUUCUUCACUGUCUCCUAUGGGAUUGACACAAACAGUCAACUUGAGAGGGAGAUCUUUGUUACUGCAAAUGCCACCAGUGGAAAUCAGGAGCAUGCCACUACAAGUGAACUCUACAAAAAGAAAUCGAUUGAUGUGAAAUACAGCAUUUUUAUGACAUUUGAAAGCUCCCACAGCUACAACGAUUUCACAUUUGGGAUAAAUGACUUGCAAACACCAGUCCAACAAUCAGUUAAGGUUAUAAAUGAUAUCAGAGCACUUAAUUUCACUGUGGUGAUCAGGGUUCCUGUGAGGCUUGGUGAAAAAGAGAUUUGGUUGAAUUUGAGCAGCCUACAGAUUUCAGGCUGUCAGAGAGGAGAUGAUGAAGAACCAGGUGUCAGGAAUUUUGUUGAAAGCAUACAAAAAAAUAAAACUGUGGACUGCUCUGUAGCCAUGUGCAGGGUGUUCAAGUGCAGCACAUUUAUGGGAAGACUGCAGAGUAGGACAUAUGAAAUUUCUGCCAACCUCACUUCAGGAUGGAUAGAGCAGAUUGGACUUCAGUCUGCCAAAUUCCUUUUGAUCAGCACAGCCACUCUGGAAACUGACAAAAACCAGUACAUCUACUUUCCAGCAGGGUCUGACAACAAUUCUUCUGUUCGCAAGAUUAUAGCCGAGGUAGAAGUGUAUCCUCAGCCAGAUUUCACCAAAGCGAUCAUUGGAGGAUGCCUGGGAGGAUGCCUGGGAGGGCUGGCUUUUCUGGCUUUACUCACUACUGGCCUGUAUAAGGGUGGAUUUUUCAAGAGUAAAUACAAACAGAUGAUGAGUGAAAAUCCACAAUAUGGACCAGUUCCACAGAUGGAUGCAGGAGCACCCCCAACAGAAUAAUAAAGAUCACAUUGGUAGUUGCAUCUAUAUGAAAGCUAUAGGCCCUCCUGAUAUUUUUAGGGGUGUAGAAAUGUUGACGCUAGAACAUUUGAUUCGUGAAAGAAAAACCAGCUGGCUGUCUAAAAUCACCCCCUAAGUUAUUCAUUAUUACACUAUAUUGCCAAAAAUAUUCAUGAUCUGCCAUGUGCACAUUGCGCUGUGCCAUGGUGUGCAUAAUUUGUCAGUAUAGAGAACACAUCUACAUUGCUUUAGAAUCCAGUGGUGGUGUGCUGUAUCCGAUGGAUCCGAUGCUUUGCAUUGCGAUUGGUGAAGUAAGACUUGGCUGCAGCUGCUCAGCCAUGGUAACCCAAUGUAUUAAGCUGAAUAAGCAGAAAAAUACAAUUGCCAAUCGACUGCUUAAAUCCCACACGUGCACAUGAAGGCAAAACAUUACAAGCAGAGAAAAAGUCUGUAUACUUAAAUAAAUCACGCAAAACUAAAUAUAGUGAACUACUUGAGCAGAUGUAAUGAUUUUGAACAGGUCCUUUGAAGCAUUAUGGUAGGAACUUUGUUCUUGUAAAGUGACUUUUUUUAUUAUUUGAAGACUCUUAACUGAUUCUCUACAAUGAAACCUUUUUGUGUUUACAUUUCUGCAAACAUAUUUUUUUAAAGAAUUUGUUGUAUGGUGAAAAGAAGCUUUUUUUUUAUCAUUACGUACUGUAACAUGUAUGGAAUACAAUAUAUAUACUUACAAGCACUUGUUUAAAAAAAUAAAGAAAGAAACGUGACUUGCUUUCUUGGGAAUAAAUAGCAGCAUAUGUAAUUA